Molecule: messenger RNA, 1008 nt
Organism: Panicum hallii
Lineage: Eukaryota; Viridiplantae; Streptophyta; Magnoliopsida; Poales; Poaceae
Product: NAC domain-containing protein 104-like
Exons: 3
Coding region: 109-723 (204 amino acids)
Biological process (GO): system development; regulation of DNA-templated transcription
Molecular function (GO): DNA binding
Source: RefSeq, a predicted model, not a curated record
CGUCACUAUGACUAGCAUGAACUACUACUACACCUUCAUCUCGUCCCCUUUCAACCUCUUCGCCGCCGCCCCGACUCGCGUAAACUACAGCGAAGCUGCAGUGCUAGCAUGGGAGGAGCUACUGACCUACCUCCAGGUUUCCACUUCUUCCCCUCAGAUGAAGAUCUUGUCGUCCAUUUCCUCCGGCGCAAAGCGGCAAACCUCCCAUGCCGCCCUGACAUCAUCCCAACAGUUCUUCUGCAACACUACAACCCGUGGGAACUGAAUGGCACUGCACUGCAAGCUGGAAACCAGUGGUAUUUCUUCAGCCAUGCAGCACAGAGCAGGAUCUCACCGAAUGGGUACUGGAACCCUAUUGGUGCUGAUGAAACAGUGACAAGCAGUGGCUGUAUUGUCGGCCUGAAGAAGACACUCAUCUUCUGCACCGGCGAACCUUCCAAGGGUUUCAAAACUAACUGGAUCAUGCAUGAGUACCACCUUCAAGAUGGAGGAUAUAAUGUCAGCGGCAGCAGCACCUCAAGCAGCUCAAGUUCCAGUAGGAAAUCCCAAAGGAAGAGAGUUCACUCAAGCACGGAGUCCAACAACUGGGUGAUAUGCAGAGUGUUCGAGUCGAGUUGCGGUUCGCAAGUGAGCUUCCAUGAUGAGGGCACGGAGCUUUCAUGCUUAGAUGAGGUGUUUUUGUCGCUAGAUGACUAUGAUGAAGUGAGUCUGCCAAAUAAUUAGAACCCUAGCUAGUAAGUAGUGCUGACGGUAGGUCCUAUAUAUGCCUAUCAAGCCAUUUAAUUAACUGUGAUGGUGAUAUCUACGUAAGUGGUUGCAAGUUGCAUUAUGUAUGAUUCAGAUGGCCUGAUAGGCAUCGAACUUAAUCCAGUCUAUCCUAAAUCAUUACCAUGUAAUUAACUAUCAUGCAACAGGUAUAAAGCUUGAGCUUGUAUCUGAUAACCUUGACAUGUGUGUGAACACAAGUCACUUAGCGAUGCUCUAAAGAUCAGCUGAUUUUCUGAAGCA